AUGCAGUCGGAAGGGAGCUUUGGCAUUCCAGAGGGCUCUACUGUUCUUGUGACGGGUGUGAAUGGCUUCAUCGGUUCCCAUGUCUGCAGUCAACUGCUGCAGCUUGGUUUCGAUGUCCGCGGGACCGUCAGAGAUCCGACAAAGUACGCUUGGGUCGAGGACUUGAUGGAGAGGGACAACCCGAAAGGUUGCUUCACGUUGGCCUCUCUGCCGGACCUGGAGGACGAGGGGGCCUUUGAUUCUCUUGUUGAUGGCGUUUCGGCUGUCAUCCACGUGGCCUCGCCAGUGUCCUUGAGUCCCGACCCAGAGAGCGUCAUUCCGAGCAGCAUCAACGGCGCCAUGAAUGCCCUCAAAGCAGCCAACAGAUCGCCAACUGUCAAGAGAUUCGUCUUGACAAGCUCGUCGGUUGCAGCGGCUCUACCCAAGCCUGGUCAGAAAGGCGAAGAGGUGACAACAACAAGCUGGAACAUUGAGUCAGUGGCGGUUGCGUGGGGGAAGCCUCAUCCGCACCAAGCAUGGCACGUCUAUGCGGCAAGCAAGAUUGAAGCGGAGAGGGCUGUCUGGAAGUUCUACAACCAGGACAAGAGCUGCCGUCCAGACUUGGUUGUCAACACAGGUAGUUUCUCUGCCAGUCUUGUCAAUGAGGAGUUUGCUGAUGAUUUGAAAGUGCUCCCUAGCUGCAACUUCGGCAGGAGCCUCGAUGUUAUCAACCAAGGCCACCCUUCAACAUCAUCAUUCGUCGAAAAGCACUUUGUUGAUGUUGAAGACACCGCGAGGCUUCAUGUUGCCUGCGCUGUGUUGCCAGAGGUCCAAGGCGAACGAGUGUUUGCGUGGGCCGAGCCUUUCAACUUCGAUGCCGUGCUUGACAUUUUGCGCAGCGAGUUUCCCAACAAAAAUUUCGUGGAGAACUUCCACAACUACCGCGAUCUCUCUACCGCAGAGAAAGCAAAGUCGCGAGCAGCCCAGCUGUUGCGACGAAUGGGGCGAGACGGUUUCACUUCAUUGGGGGAGAGUGUUUUACUAAAUGUUGAUGAUCUGCCUUGA
Molecule: messenger RNA, 1044 nt
Organism: Colletotrichum chrysophilum
Lineage: Eukaryota; Fungi; Ascomycota; Sordariomycetes; Glomerellales; Glomerellaceae
Exons: 3
Coding region: 1-1044 (347 amino acids)
Molecular function (GO): oxidoreductase activity, acting on the CH-OH group of donors, NAD or NADP as acceptor
Source: RefSeq, a predicted model, not a curated record